This is a messenger RNA of Striga hermonthica, 1839 nucleotides long. The record is from the annotation of a GenBank genome assembly. NCBI's taxonomy places the organism in Eukaryota, Viridiplantae, Streptophyta, Magnoliopsida, Lamiales, Orobanchaceae.
AUGGCGACUCAUCUUAUAGAAGACGAAGAUAAACUAAACGACGCCCAAGUAGGCGCGUUACGACACUCAUCCGAUUCCGACUCGGAAGAGGAGCUCGAGGAUCAGAAUUGGGAUGAGUGGAAAGACGAAGACGACGCCGUGGAGGAACUAGGCUCAAACCCUCAGUUCUCAUGUCUGUUCUGUGACUCUUCAUACGAUUCGUGCAGUUCCCUGUUCCAGCACUGCGUCUCGGCCCAUUUAUUCGAUUUUUAUGCAAUCAAGAAAGCUUAUAACUUGGAUUUUUACAAGUGCUUUAAGCUCAUUAAUUUCGUCAGGUCUCAGGUGGCAAUAAACAAAUGCUGGAGUUGUGGAACGACUUGCAUAUCCAAGGAAGACUUGCAAAAGCACUUACAUGAGUCAGCUAACUUUGAUGGGAGCACUUUCCCGUGGGAUGAUGAUAAAUAUUUCAAGCCUUUUAUGCAAGAUGACUCACUUCUAUACAGUUUUGAUGAGGAUGACGAUGAUGAUGAGGGAGGAGUAAUGCCCCUUGACAGGGAGGAACUAGCAUCGUAUAUGUCUCGGUUUGAGCCUAUUGAUAUGCAUGAUGAGGGUACUUCAGACAUUAGUGCACCUGAGCUUGUGAAUCCUCGUGAAAAUGGGGGAAAGGAUGCUGCUGCAAAGCCUUUGGAAGGUCUAAUAGUUGGUAAUGGCAAUACCACUAAUGGUGGCCUUUUACCCUGUAGAAAUAGGAAAAAUAAGUCAAAUGCAGACCCGUCAAUAAAGAUAGCAGCUGAUGAAAUCAAGAGUAUCAACAAGAAAUAUUUUAGCUCAUAUGGUUCAUUCGGCAUUCACAGAGAGAUGAUCAGUGACAAGGUGAGAACAGAUGCCUACAGACAAGCUAUUUUGGAAAAUCCUUCUCUUCUAAGAAAUGCAGUUGUUAUGGAUGUUGGUUGUGGGACAGGCAUUCUAAGCCUAUUUGCAGCCCAAGCAGGAGCUUCAAGGGUUAUUGCAAUUGAAGCCAGCGAUAAGAUGGCUGCAGUAGCUACUCAGAUUGCAAAAGACAAUGGCUUUCUGCGAAACAGAAUAAUUAGUGAUGGAAGUCGACAAAGUGGUUUUAUUGAAGUGGUUCAAGGCAUGGUUGAAGAACUAAACAAUGCUGACCAAAUCCAACCGCAGAGUGUGGAUGUGUUAUUCAGUGAGUGGAUGGGAUAUUGUCUGCUUUAUGAAUCGAUGCUCACAUCUGUACUCUUUGCACGGGAUAAGUGGUUGAAACCUGGAGGCGCCAUUCUCCCCGACACAGCUACCAUGUUUGUAGCUGGAUUUGGAAGAGGAGCCACCAGUAUCCCAUUCUGGGAGAAUGUGUAUGGUUUUAAUAUGUCUUGUAUCGGUCGGGAGGUUGAUGAGGGUGCUGCUCAGGUUCCUAUUGUUGAUGUGAUAGACAGUUGCAAUAUUAUCACGAGCACUGAAGUUCUUCAGUCCUUUGACCUGGUGACUAUGCAGCCAAAUCAAAUGGAUUUUACAGCCGUAGUCGAACUGGAACCAAAGCCAAAAGAACCAAACGAGGUUACUUGGUGCCAUGGCAUUGUCUUGUGGUUCGAAACUGGAUUUACCGAGAGAUUUUGUCGCGAAAAGCCAGUUGUCUUAUCCACAUCACCUUUUCAUCCGAGCACGCACUGGUCACAGACUAUCCUCACUUUCAGAGAACCCAUUGCAAUGAGUACUGUCGCGAAAAUACAGUCUCGUUUAAGUAUUGUCCGAGCUUCUCAGCACCGUAGCAUAGACAUUUCGAUGGAGCUCACUGGAAUUGGGCCCAGCGGUAAAAAACAUUCGUAUCCGGCACAGAUUUUCAAUCUCAACUGA